CAUGUUUUGCCUCAAAGAGCAAAUGUGUAACUGGGUGUAUUAAAAUUCACCAGAUUAUAACAUGAGAAUAAUUAAAGUGUGCAGAGCUCGUCGCUCACACGUCUGCUCCUUGCAUGGCAUCACGUGACCUCGAGUGUUGCCAUGACGUGAUUUUAAUCUGUGCGCUGAAUGUUGGUAUCGGUUUUUGGUAUCGGAGCAUUUUUACGAGUACAAAUACAUGAGGGUGGUAUUGGACUUGAUUCCGAUACCGGUACCGGUAUGUUUGUAUAACAUUAAUUCCGGCUCAUAAAGCAUAUUAAAAACACAUCCAUGUAUACACAUUUUGGUAUGCACCUGUGCGUGCGCACACACACACACACGCACAUACACACACACACACACACACACACACGCACCUCGGAGCUAUUGAUGGAGUUUAUGUAUCCAUGCAGAGAUUGCUUAUCCUCCAGCAUGGGUUGGUUAUGUUUUAGAUGAGCUUUUAGGUUAGUUGUAGCUAAUAUCGGCCGAUAUUAGCCUUUCACUGAUAUAUUGGUAUUGCCGUAUAUUUUACCGAUAUGCGCCGCUAUGAAAACUUUUUUUCAGAACGUAUAAUGCAGAAAACUGCUUUAGAAUUGGUGUCAUAGUGUAGUUUGUCCAGCAGAGCUCGAGCCGACUCCAUUGUUUACAGAGCUGACUCUGAACAGUACUACUGAUGUUUAUUUCGCUAUUUAUUUAUUUUUUAUUUUUAUUUAUACUUUAUUUUAAUGGUCAGCCAUUGACUGAUACUAAACAGUACUGAUGUUAAGCUAUUUAUUUUAUUUUUAUUUAUUUUUUAUUUUAAUGGUCAGCAUUUGACUGAUACUAAACAUACAGUACUAAUUUUUAUUUUAUUUUAUUUAUUCUUUAUUUUAAUGGUCAGCAAUUGACAUAUACUAACAGUACUGAUGUUUAUUAAGCUAUUUAUUGUAUUUUUAUUUAUUCUUUAUUUUCUCAGUGUUCAUUUCUACAAUUUGUUGACAUUGUAUAAUAAUAAUGUCAAAUGUUCUUUGAUAAAAUAUUUGUUUAAGAAAGCAGCCUUCUGAGUACAUUUGCAUAGUCAUAUCGGUUCAAAAUUAGUGUACAAUCCACAUAGAAAAGGUCUGUUUUCAUUCCAGCUCAAAAAUUAGCUGUAUCGGUCACCUUAUCGUUAAUUGGUGAAUUUUCCCUCUCUAAAAUCGGUAUCGGUCUCAAAAAUCCCAUAUCGGUCGGGCUCUAGUUAGUUGUAUUGCCACUGUUUAAAAACAAAGUCGGCUCAUUCACGUUAAUGGGCUCUCCUCUCUCAUUCGGCUUCAAGGAAUAGUUCACCCAAAAAUGAAAAUUAGCUGAUGAUUUACUCACCCUCAGGCCAUCCAAGAUGUAUCUGAGUUUCUUUCUUCAUCAAAACAGAAUUUAAGAUUUUUAGCCUCCUCCUUCAAACAAUGCAAGUGAAUGUACUCCAUUUUUUUUGAUGGUCCAAAAUGCAUAUUUAGGGUGCAUCAAAAUAAUCCACACGACUCCAGUCAAUAAAUAAAGUUCUUCUGAAUCCAAACAAUUGAUUAUUUUUAGAAACAAAACAAUACUUAUAUACUUUUUCGCUUCCGUACAUCUCUGUGACACGCGAUCAUGAGAGGGAUGACGUAAGCUCGUUGGUAAGGUCACGUGCCACGUGGAGGAGGAGUCAGGAAGCACGCUAAAAAAAGAUAAAAUGUUGGUGACAUUCAUUCUUAUGUAAACAAACAUGCAUACAAACACAAUGGGCAAUAUUGAGGUCAGUAAAAAUUAUCAAGGUCAUGUCCAUAUAUCGUACAAUAAGUCGAUAACGUAAUUAUCGUGACAGGCCUACAGCCAUCCCAUCUGAUGUUCAUUCAUGUUUUGUUUCUCUUGUUGUAAUUUGUAAUUAGGAGCAGCGCUGAUUGGAGGAGAGCCCGUUUGAACGGUUUGCUUCCGAUUGAAUUGACAGCUGAAGUGAUUUCACACAACACAUUAAAGCACAUAAAAACAACAUUUCUAGUUUUAAUUUCAUGAUAACAUUGACAUGAAUGGGCAUCAGAUGAUGGAUGAGCCGAUGGAGGAGGAGUCCUACACACACUGUGAUGAGGGGCCUUAUAAAGAGAUCCCCAUCACUCAUCAUGUGAAGGAGGGCUGUGAGAAGGCUGAGCCCAGCCAGUUUGAGCUGCUCAAGGUUUUGGGGCAAGGCUCCUUUGGGAAGGUGUUUCUGGUGCGGAAGUUAAUGGGUCCAGACGCUGGUCAGCUGUAUGCAAUGAAAGUGCUCAAAAAGGCAUCUUUAAAAGUGAGGGACAGAGUUCGCACGAAGAUGGAAAGAGAUAUUCUGGUGGAGGUCAAUCAUCCUUUCAUUGUGAAGUUGCACUAUGCCUUUCAGACAGAAGGGAAACUCUAUUUAAUUCUGGAUUUUCUCAGGGGUGGGGAUGUAUUUACGCGUUUAUCCAAAGAGGUUAUGUUUACAGAGGAGGAUGUGAAAUUCUACCUUGCAGAGCUGGCCCUUGCAUUGGAUCACCUACAUAACCUAGGCAUUGUUUACAGAGACCUGAAGCCUGAAAACAUUUUGCUUGAUGAAGCUGGACAUAUCAAAUUAACAGACUUUGGGCUCAGUAAAGAAUCCGUAGAUCAGGACAAAAAAGCAUACUCUUUUUGUGGCACUGUGGAAUAUAUGGCCCCUGAGGUGGUCAACAGAAGAGGUCACACACAGAGUGCUGAUUGGUGGUCUCUGGGCGUACUGAUGUUUGAAAUGCUGACCGGAACAUUACCAUUUCAAGGAAAAGACAGGAACGAGACAAUGAACAUGAUUCUCAAAGCAAAGCUGGGAAUGCCACAGUUUUUAAGUUUGGAAGCACAAAGUCUUUUACGAAUGCUCUUCAAAAGAAAUCCAUCAAAUCGUUUAGGGGCAGGUCCUGACGGAGUGGAGGAGAUUAAACGACAUGCAUUUUUCUCUAACAUAGACUGGAAUAAAUUGUACCGGAGAGAACUUCAGCCUCCGUUCAAACCUGCCGCAGGGAAACCAGACGACACAUUCUGCUUUGACCCAGAAUUCACUGCCAAAACUCCCAAAGACUCACCAGGCAUUCCUCCCAGUGCUAAUGCUCACCAGCUCUUCAAAGGCUUCAGUUUUGUAGCUCCAGCAUCAUUGGAUGAAAGCAAAAAUGCCCCUCUAGUCAGCAUCCUCCCCAUAGUUCAGAUGCAUAGCGGCUCAGCUCAGUUCUCUGAUGUGUACGAGUUGAAGGAGGAUAUCGGUGUGGGCUCAUACUCCAUCUGCAAACGCUGCAUUCACAGAGUGACUGCCAUGGAGUUCGCUGUCAAGAUUAUUGACAAAAGCAAGCGAGACCCGUCAGAGGAGAUAGAGAUACUGAUGCGGUACGGACAGCAUCCCAACAUCAUCACACUAAAGGACGUGUAUGACGAGGGUCGUUUGGUGUAUCUGGUGACGGAGCUGAUGAAGGGUGGAGAGCUGCUGGAUAAGAUCCUCCGGCAGAAGUUCUUCUCGGAGCGAGAGGCCAGCGCUGUGCUCUACACCAUCACCAAAACUGUGGACUACCUGCACUGCCAGGGGGUGGUGCACAGAGACCUGAAGCCCAGUAACAUCCUCUACGUGGAUGAUUCAGGAAACGCAGACUCCAUCCGCAUCUGUGACUUUGGCUUUGCUAAGCAGCUGAGAGGAGACAACGGGCUGCUGCUCACUCCCUGUUACACGGCUAACUUUGUGGCUCCUGAGGUACUUAUGCGGCAGGGUUAUGACGCCGCCUGUGAUAUCUGGAGUCUGGGCGUUCUCCUCUACACCAUGUUGGCAGGGUACACACCAUUCGCCAACGGACCCAAUGACACGCCAGAGGAGAUUCUGUUACGCAUCGGCAGUGGAAAAUUCUCUCUUAAUGGAGGAAACUGGGAUUCAGUGUCAGAUUCCUCAAAGGAUCUGUUGUCUCAUAUGCUGCAUGUGGACCCUCAUCAGAGAUACUCCGCAGAACAGGUACUGAAACACUCGUGGAUCUCCUGCCGGGAGCAGAACCCUCACUUUCAGCUCACCCGCCAUGAAGCGCCGCAUUUAGUCAAGGGAGCGAUGGCUGCCACAUACUCUGCGCUAAACCACAAGACCUGUAAACCAGUUCUGGAACCUGUGGCGGCCUCGAGUCUGGCUCAGCGCAGGAACAUGAAGAAGCUGACAUCUACAGACAUGUCCUGAACAGAGACGUGUCAAGAUCACUGUGUCCCCCUCCAUAUGUCCCCUCACUGAGCAGUUCCUCUCAGAGUCCUCACACACAAUGCUGCAGGGAGGAAACAGUCUCUCUAUAACAGCACCAGCUCUUCUGUCAUUUCACAACUGCUGGAUCUGAAGUGUCACUGAGCAGGUUUAAUGUUUUUUCUUCUUUUUGGAAUUCUCCUGUUUCCUGAGAAUUCAUCUCUAUUUGGGUGAAUCUCGUGAAAACUUGCAGGUCAUAUUUCACCCCACAGUUGAAAUAAUAAUGAAAAUAAAUCACAUUUUCUAUUGUGCAUAAAGGAUUUUUUUUUUCAUUGUGACAUUUACAUAAAAUUACUGUAAUGCAAGAAUAAAAAAACUAUUUUUGCUAUAAUACAGUCAUUAUAGUGAUCCUGUUCAGACACAUUAAAAUCAGGAAAACAAUUAUGUGCAACAAACACCACCAUGAUGUAUAAAACUUUUUCAUAAUAAAUAAAAAUAAAAAUGUAGAUAGGAUUCUAUUACAAAAAUGAAAAAUGAUUUUUGUCGAAUAGGAGGGUUUGAAUGUGCUUAAUUGUAAUGGAAUUAUUGUCACAAUGUAAAAAAAUAAUUAUAUUUCUUUUUGUGCAAAAUAUAAAUAUACAUCUGAAAAAAUUAGUUUAUUUUUGGGGUGCGAUAUUUUGUAUUUUUUAUUUUAUUUUUUAACCCCCUUUUCUCCCAAUUUGGAAUGCCUAAUUCCCACUACUUAGUAGGUCCUCGUGGUGGUGCGGUUACUCGCCUCUAUCCGGGUGGCGGAGGACAAGUCUCAGUUGCCUCCACUUCUGAGACCGUCAAUCCGCGCAUCUUAUCACCUGGCUCUUUGUGCAUGACACCGCGGAGACUCCGCAUGUGGAGGCUCAUGCUACUCUCUGUGAUCCACGCACAACUUACCACAUGCCCCAUUGAGAGCAAGAACCACUAAUCACGACCACGAGGAGGUUACCCCAUGUGACUCUACCCUCCCUAGCAACCGGGCCAAUUUGGUUGCUUAGUAGACUUGGCUGGAGUUACUCAGCACACCCUGGAUUCGAACUCGCAACUCCAGGGGUUGUAGUCAGCGGCAGUACUCGCUUAAGUUACCCAGGCCCCCUGGGGUGCGAUAUUCUUGACCGUUUUUGUGUGAUUUACCCAUUUUGGAUGGAUUAACCACUUUGUGUCCUGUCAGAGGUAUCAUGUUAGUGUUGUUGGGCGGACGCCUGAUGUGUGAAUCACGUGACGUUACCUCAAGCAACCAGUGUUACACGUUUCUUUAGCUUGAUGUGUAUAAAGUGUCAUUCGUCAUGAUCAUGUUUGUGUGUAUCCUUGAGCACAUUUGCACUGAAGCUCGGCAAGUCGUCGCUUAUGCGAGAUGUUUCCUCUCCCUCCAUCUGCUCCUCUGUCUCAGACCGCUCUCUGCCUUUUGUUGAAUGAGAUGUACAUGAGCAAAAGGUGAAGAAAUAAUUCUAUAUUUAUAAAUCUGAAGAGGUGAAUGAAUCCAUGAAGAGAGCUGGGUGGGGAGUGAUCUCACUACUCCAGAUGGAGGAAAAUAUUUAGUAAACCUCUUUAAAGACAUUGUGGAAAUUGUAUCAUUGUAUUUAUUUCGUUUAUUUUUAAAAUCACAUUUUUUCUUUCAGGUUAUGUACAUAUUGACAUUAAAGAACAUUAUUGA
Messenger RNA from Myxocyprinus asiaticus (Chinese sucker), 5870 nucleotides. RefSeq names its product ribosomal protein S6 kinase alpha-6. The record is from RefSeq and is a predicted model, not a curated record. The coding region runs from base 2033 to 4189 and encodes 718 amino acids. Gene Ontology annotation, biological process: protein phosphorylation. The transcript has 22 exons. Gene Ontology annotation, molecular function: ribosomal protein S6 kinase activity; magnesium ion binding; ATP binding. Lineage: Eukaryota; Metazoa; Chordata; Actinopteri; Cypriniformes; Catostomidae.